CGUUUACGUAGAAUAGACAGAUGUGUUCACGGCCACGAUGGGCGAUGAUUCUUUGAUAUUACGAGAAGAUGGUUAUAUACGCAUGAACUUUCCUGUUACUUCACUUACGUAUCACAGUAAUUUAAAUAUCAUAUUAGUGAAGACUGAUGUUGGCGGUGUACACGUUUUGGAUGUGAACUCUGGUGUGAUUCUUCAGUCAUCCCAUCUCUCAGCGGAUGAUGGGGGCACUUUGGGCGUGGAAUACGCGUCGGGAGCUGACCGUGUGUUUGUAUGGGAUAGUAGUGGGGUAGGCGCUCGAACGGAUUAUAAUGGAGUGUUACUCUUAAAUACUGCGUUGCAAAGGCCCGUGUUCCAUAAGCAGACAGAUAACUUCGAAGUCAGAAUUGAGCUUGUCUUGUCAGAGGCUGUGCUUCUGUAUCAAUGUCUUCAAAACUUGGACUCUGAUUCAAUUGAGGGAUUAGCAGACUUCACCAAGAAAUUGAAGCUUGCAAUUGAUGCUGAACCAGUCAAGAAAGGUGUCAAAGCACAAAAAUGGAGUACAGUAACAAUCUCCCUUCCACACCCGACGCUACGCCUCGUAAUGAUCAGUGCGGUGCAAGACUUGAAGGCACAAAACCGGCGGAUACCAGCCCUGGCUAUUGCGUCUGCAGUGGCCCAACAAGCCAAUGACCUCAUGCUGUACACUAAAGAGGUGCAGGGCUUGAUGUACUCGGAGGCAGACAGAAAGAGGUCCUUUAAAAGAUGGCCACACAUGGAUUACAAAUGGGCCCUCCCAGCUCGCAUGGCGCAAGCAGGGUUCUACCACCAGCCGUCCCCUAGCGGCGACGAUCGGGCCAUGUGCUUCACCUGCAUGGUGUGUCUGGUGUGCUGGGAGAAGUCUGACGAGCCGUGGGUGGAACACGAGCGCCACUCGCCCAACUGCCCCUUCGUUCGCGGCGAGUACACGCACAAUGUGCCUAUAUCGGUAACCAACGCUACCGCUUGCGCCGUCUCUUGUCCGAAUCCGAAUGUAAAGGUAGUUUCAAAAGGUAAUACAGGAGAUUUAAUAGCCACGGGUACAGUUGAUGGAAAGGUGAACAUUUGGAAAUUCGACUGUGGCCUCAAACUGGUCAAGUUUAUACACCUCUCCCCAUAUGACUCCAUCUUUAGUGGGAUUUUGACAACAGAUUGCAAUAAAGUUUGGUCGGCUAGUCUGGAGAAGGAUUCAUCUACUUAUGGCAUUGAACUAACAGCUAUGGCGUUUGUCGGAAUGUCGUCACAACAAAAAGCUUAUCCACACGCACAAAACUUAGAAAGCGCAGAAAAGGAGACAAACACUACCAAACCUAAACCAUCCCUUGUCUGUGCUGUCAUCAUAACGCGAACGGUCACCACUCCUACCAACCAACCUAUCAAAGAUGACUCCAGUAAAGCUCUGUUCGAUUCAGGAGUACCGGAUGGAUCCCAAGAAAGUAUUAAGGCAAUGAAUGAUCAAAAUGAAGCAAAGAGCAACUUUACACCAUCAAACAAGAUGCUAUUCCUGUUGACUUAUGAUAUUCAUAGUUCACUAGCCGGUUCGACCACGACAGUAGUUCACACAUCCAAUAGCAGUAGUGGAAAUUCUAAACCGGGCGGUAGCAAAAAGGUCUGUGCAGUUUAUCCGCGAACAGACGACGCGAGCAUUUACGAUGACAUAUACCUACAGUACUCUGAUGAAGACACGGAGCUUCCGCAAGGCACAAACGGUUUGUUAGAGGAACAGAUUAGCAAUGUUAUCAAUUUAAAUGCGUCAUCUAGUAAAGAGGAGUGUAAGUUCUGGGAGGCAAAGAAAAUUAUUUUUACAAAACUCCACAAAGCUUUACCACCUCCGCCCCCCACGGUUCUACUGCCGGAGCUGCCGGAGUCGGGACAGGGUAGUGUGUUAGAUUUUGUGGGAAAGAUGUCUCAACUCAAAAGCUGGAAGAGUGGAAACUUAGAAUCUUCCGGUACGAAGGUAGUAGAUCAAACUGAUGCUGUGCCCGGUGAUUCUAUUUCGCAAUACUUGAACAUGGCUGCUGAGAAUGGUCCUUUGGAAAUCUCGAAUUUGAAGUGGUACGUAGAUAGUGACGGUACUGAGAAACCGCUCUCUGAUUUGAAAUGGUUUGUAGAUAUUGACGGUACGGAAAAACCUGUCAAAGUGACGAAAUUUGGCGCAAUUAAGGUAGGAACACAGACUGCAGUCAACAACAGUAACAACGACGGUUUCGACAGCGAUCCGCCUCAGGAAGAGGCAGUGUCACAAGGAGUAGCCGUCCAAUGCUUAAGUCUUCCAACAAAAUUAAAUCAAAAAGAAGAUCCUAGAGUGACGCAUCUAUUGCCUACAGAAGACAAGGAACAUUUGUUAGUUGUCAUAUCGAGUAUCGAUCCUGAGAAGGUGAAACACGAAGAGGAAGCGGACUGCGACAGCGACACGAAAAUGGACGUCGACGAAGUCGCUGACCAACAAGAUAAGACUGACAAAUCUGAUACAAAAGCCUACUUUAUUCUUUAUAAAAUCAAUAGUAACACUUCCAUAUUUACCUUAGAAGAUAAUCCAGUAUCUUUCAUAGAGCUACCUUAUAACGAAAGUCCCGUCGACUUGUGCCUGCUGCCAGCCGAAAAACUGGGGCAGCACGGCUUUGCCGUAGUCGGCCUCGAUGGCAACUUGAGGCUGUAUACGUUACCUGAUUUCCAAACACUUUCAGAAAAACGUGUGCCCAAGGGACAGUUCACGUCUGUUGUUUAUUGCGCGUCGGUCGAACGCCUCAGUGUAUCCACGAAACAUGGCAUGAUUUAUUUUUAUGCGCUCAACAAUGGUGAGAAAGAUUCAGGAAGCGAUGUGAAUGAAGACGAGUUUGCUAAUUUAGAUUUUGACAUGUUGCAAAAAGCACCGCGCGACGAGGAAAGUCCGACGGUAAUUAUAGCUAACAAGGCUGAAUUGGAUCUCAAUGACCUGGAAGCUCUUAUAUCUCUGACAGGUUACUAUGGAAUGAAUACUACAGUACCGUACAGUGCUGUAGUGCCUGGGUUUUGGUGCGAACUCUCGCCGGCUCAGAGGUCGAGAUCUGACCAUCAGAAUAACCGAUCGUGGCGCUUACAAAACACAUCCUCCACUUGGGAUGAACAUGUUUUAGAAUUAACGUUGCCCUAUAACGCUUCUUUGGCGCACAUAGAAUUCGGAUUCACGCUACACUUUGCAAGUUCUGAAAAUUUGCCAAUUAUACAGGUCACAUUAUUAAAGCAAAAUUUGCAUGGAAUAGGUUACAAAAAGGAUGCUUCAUUUGGCCAGAGGGCCGAUUCUCCAGCGCUCUCCCCAGUUAUAGAUGCAGAUAUCUCGAAUCUAGAGAAUCCUGUCAAUAGCGAAGAGUACUUACAAUCACAUAACGCUGAAAUUUUGGCAGGCCCUUUGUUUUUAUCUUCCGGUUUAGAUACGACACAACAAUCGGGAACAUUGAUUCUAACUAGUCCUCGCCUCUAUAAGGCCAAAGGAAGAACAUUCUUGAUUCAUAUAAAAACAUUAUUCGAUCCCGCUAAAGAUAUGGCCAAGGGGCCCAUUAAAUCAACUGAGAACUCAUCAAAGAAAUUUUGUUUCAUUGGUUGCGACUGGUUACAUCAAAUAUCUAUAACGGUUCGCUCGUGUCCCCGUACUGACGUGCCCAUGGAUCGGCUACAGCGAAAUACCAUGUUAGAAUCGAACCAUUUUUUGAAUACCCUCUGUAAAACAGCUAUAAGCAAGGAUGAUGUCGAGAAGCGCAAAUUGGCACUAGAUCUUAUAAAUUGGGUCAUAUCAAUUCGACUUCAACGUAUGCGUUUUACCAAAUCUGAAAAGGGCAAGGAGAAAGAAGCCGAUAGUCCCAUAGAAACUCAACAGUUGGAGUGCGUCGACGUCAUCGAACAGCAUACUGAAGCCUUGAUAAAGAAUUGUAUACUUUGCGCAAACAGAAGUAUCGCGAAAAAAUGUGUCAAAAUAAUGUUGAUCACAAGCGAGGGUGUGAAAGAGCUCCCAAAACGUUGGAAAACGACCUUCGAGGAGACAUUGGUCAGCAGCGUGAUAGCUUGCAUCCCCCUGGUGGGGGCGUGCGAGUCGCCGGGAGCGCUCAAGUGGCUCAUGGCGCUGGCACAGCACUGCACUCGCCGCUCCGGCGCUUCGGCCUUAGUGGCUAAAGGCCUUACACUGCUAGAGAGGACGGCUCGCUGCUUACGGGAACGUGCCGACCCUUAUCAUCAUUUACUGCGAGCAAGGUUCGGCUUAUACGGGCUUCCGCUCGAAGGCACACGCUUCGGUGCAGAAGUGCCCGAGUUGGUGCGCGGCUCGACCACGCCCGUUACGUACGCGAGCGUGCUGGCCGGGGACACGCCCGCGCCGCCACAGCCCGCGCCGCAGUAUCAACUCAAGGACCUGCUUAACCUGCCUCCUGACUCAGAGGGUAAACCAAACACCAACAGCGUAUGGUGGGGGCUCGGUGACUUGGAGGCUGUGGCAGCUGGCCUGGGCGAGGCUACGCCGCUGCAUGUGACCUGCCACCUAGCUUCCGAUGGCACCAAACUAGAGACGGCUGCUACCAGGCAUCCCCCUACCGUUGUUAGCGCGCACUCUGCAGACCCCCAUCAGCUAUGGACGGUGGUGAAGGAGGGUCAAAUGAAGCAAUCCUCUCAAGAUCCUGACUCUUUGGACGAUGUGGAAAGCUCCCUUAUGGAGUGUGAUCCACAGGACAAAAUGGACUUCACUGAAGAGAAGCUCUUUAAGGAAGGUGCACAGUGCGGUAUCCCGUGGGCCACGCUGGUGACGCGGUCGCCACAGCACACUCUGUUAGUGGAGCGCAUGCAUUCGGGCGCGCGCCGGUACAUAGUGCUCGACUUCGGCCAUCUUGUGCGUCUCACCGACGUGGUAAUACCCUCAUGUUCGGACCUGGUGACCUUGUACAUAGACAUCUGGACAGCGGGUGAAGAGAAAGACUGCGUAAAGAUUGCAUACGCCACAGACAUAGCUACCAAGCACCUCGUGCUGACCGAUAUACAGCCGCCACCGCUGUGCAGAUACAUGAAGAUAACCACGAUAGGUCGCUACGGCAUGGCAGCAAUGAAGUGCAAGAUACCGCUGGGCUGGUUCUAUGGCGAAAUCGUAGAGAUCGCGAACGUUCAAGCCUCUAUAAAUGCGCUUAAAGCUUUGUACGAAGACUUGUCUUGCAGAUUUCGGUUGGCAACAGGGAAGCUUAUUGAUUUAUUGAACCCUUACCUGGACUUAUUUAAUGGAAAUGCAGCACACAUGAUGGCAUAUCUCAACCAGGCCAAUGAGUCUGACCCCAAAGUGAUCGCGGCGUACCAGGAGUGCAUAGAACUGCAGCAGCAACUGCACAACUGUACCAACAUAUUGAAACGUCUGCAAAAGACGCCCGACUGUAAUGAGAAAGUUCUGGAUAUGUUAGAUAGGGGGAGAGUGACCCCUGAUGCACUGUUGGAAACAGCCUCGACCGAUAAAUUGAGGGUUAUCACGGAGAAUGUCAUCGAUUUACUCUUAUAUUUUGUUUUUCAAAUGGAUGUGGAAUACAGCGGUGUAAGCGCUGAAUGGUGCUGGGGCGUGCUGCCCUUGUCCUGGGAGUGGGGCGGGCGCUUCGCGGCGGGCGCGGGCGCGCUGCUCGCGCACGUGUGCGGCAGUGCGCGCUGGUGGGGCCCGUUGUUGGCCGACGCUCUGGCUGAGCCCUUCGAACGCAGGGAUGCGCCUCCGCAACCGCUUGACAGGUGCCUAAUAGCAGUUAUGUACAUGGCCCGUAAGAGCAUGUACGCACACGGCUCUAAUGGAGGCGGCGUGACGCACGCACUCUGCGCACGCACGUUGGAUCUCAUGCGUGGUCCGCGCCCGCAGCCCGCACUUCUAGCCGCCAUGCUCACCGCGCUGGCAUCCGUGUUGGACGCCGCUGUCAAUGCGACCACGCCUGCGCCCACGCAGCGGAAUAAUAGAUGGGACUGGGUGACGGGCGGUCGAGCGCGGCCGGGCACGUCCGAAGGCACGGCGCCGUCCCCGCGCUCCGCAGAGUGCAAGCUGCACCGACGCAAGCUGCACAAGAAGCUACUACAUCAGAUGCAGGAGCUGGAAGCCGCGCGCCGCGGCAUACAGGUCGCGUUGGAGGAGCAACAGCAAGGACUCACUACUCGCGAAGCAAUAAAAUGGGGAAUCGGGCCGCCGCCUGUUGCGCUCUCUGGCGCACUUACGGGCCUUACGGCAGGCGUAGAGACUCAGCACAAUCGUUUCGAUCGCACCCGUGUCAAUCUAAAAGCGCGUAUGGCGAUGAUGUGCAAGCGCGGCGGCGGCGCGGGGAGCUCCGGUUCAUCGUCAGGAGGCCCCUCCACCUCCUCGGGGAGCUCGCGAGCCGAAGAGGGCGCGCGGCUGCUGAGUCCGGCCCUAGGCGCGGCGUUAGCUCACGCACUCGUGACACACAUGUUGGCUAUGGACUCCACAUUGUUGGCUGAUCAUCUCUUGUUAUCUGCCAAGGUGGUAGGACGGUUGUGUGCGCUUUGCGGCGGCGCGGCGCUUCUGGAGCCGUCGUGCAUCCUCGGGCUGGCGCGCCUCGCCGUCACACUGCCGCCUUGGUCGAGACACGCUAUCACCACGCUGUUGCAGGAUCUAGUGGAGCACGAGUGCGGGGAGCUCCCGCCGACGCCGAGCGAGGAGUGGGGCGGCGCGGGCUCGUCGCGCAUCACGCGCGUCGUGUACGAGGAGCACAGCUUUGGCAAAGGGCUGCGCAGCAACAAGAAGCUGAUCACCGUUGCAGAUAAAUUAGCGGACAGUUUUGGGCUGGAGAAGACUUGGACCUACAACUUCACCAAGCCUAAAAUAACCGCAAAUUUGUUGAAAGAUAUGGAUGAAGAUGCUGUGCCCCCAGAGUCUGACGACUCUGAAUCUGAAGAGAAACUGGAACCGUACUUUUACGAAGCUAGCAAAAAGGAGUCGAGAUCCAAGCCAGUCGGAGAUGGAAGCAAUUGCUUGUCAACGUGCGUGGACGCACGUCUUGAAAACGGCGCGGCGAGUGCCGGCGAGGCUUUCGCACGGCGAGUAUUAGCCGCCACGGCCGCGGCUCUGCCGCUAGCGUUGCGUACGCAGCCGACACGGCCGGCGCAAGACUCUCCUUCAGACUCGACCCCUGGCGAUUCGCCUCCACAGGAGCCCCCACCGCAGUUGCCGCACCAUCCGCCGCUCUCGCAUACUUUAUACGAUGUGUUCAGACAUCUUGCGCUGGAGUUCCCUUCUCAGGUGGAUUGCACACUAAUGGAAAACGUAGUGUCCCUGUGGCUAACGCUGAACGGGUCAGCGUGGGGCGGAGCGUGGUCGUUGGGCGCGCUCACCGUGCCCUCGGACGCGCCGCGCGUUCGGCUCGCCUCCGACACCGUCAUCGCUUUGCUGCGGUCGCUCACACAAUUAAAAAACAUAUCGUUACGAUGUUGGGUACUAUCGAUGCAGGCGUUAGCAUGGGUUGCGAGUUUGCCUCUACAGACGGAAGGGAACUGCAUCAUACAAACAAUGGCGCGCGUGAUCCUGGAGUGCGAGUACUUCGUGCCCGCGCUCGUCCGCUUCAUUUCCAUCGACGUGACGGCCGACGGCGCCGUUGUCUCCUCAGAACCAUAUCUGGGCGGAGCAAGCAUUGGCGCAGGAGCAGGUGCCGCUGCAGCCCUGCAAUCAGUUCUAUCGCGAGUCGUGAAGGCUCGAGGCGCCCUCGGUGCUCUGGUGUCCCUCAAAGUGCUAACCGCGCUGUGGACCAGAUCGCCGAACCCCAACGAGUCUCCGCCCGUGUCUCAUUCAGCACUGGAUCUACACGCGGCUUUACUCAGGGCUGCCCAUUCGUUAGUGCCCGCGCUUACGUAUCGGCAAGUCAGACACGCGCUGCCACUUAUUGAAGCCGUUGCUGAUCAGUGCGGUUGGUGGGUGCGCGAGAGUAGCGGCUGGCGAGCUGAGUGCGGGGGCGGGAGCGGGAACGGCAGCGGGGCGGCGGGAGGGGAGGCGCGACUGUCGGGACUACUAGCUGAUGUGUUGGCGGGCAAUUCACGUAAAGCGCCGCUUCGACGUGCCGUGUUACAGCACCUGUUGCUGUAUGCGCGCCGUUUGUUGUCCUUGCCGCUUCCGUCGCCCUCUACACCCACGGCUGCUGGCGGUAGUGGCUCGCAAUCAUCUGCAACGAGCCCCGGUGGAUCCAGCAGUGACAUGUCCCAAACGGACGAAAGCAAAGCUCAGAACAGCGCCGUCCAAGAAGGCACCAACCUCGAAGACGAACGUAAACAGCAAGCGCCCAAGACGCCCUGUCUCGCUGAUACUGUGCUGCAACAUCCUGAAAUCAUGCAAAAAUUCUACAAUACGUUAUCUAUGUGCGAUGGCAUGAAUGCAUUAGUACUGACUAUGGGUGGGAACGGCGCAUGCGGGUCGGAGCAGUGGUCGCUGAAGGAGGAAGUGUUCUGGUUGGUGGCCAAAUUGCCCGUAGUCGCCGCUGAUCCUACGCUCAUGUUGCCCAGUCUCAUGGACUUUCUCAGGAAAGAAGAGAUGGUGAAGCUGUCACAGGGCAUGCAACAGUUGCUCGUGCGAGCGCUGGAGCGACCUGAGCUGCUUGCUGCAUUUGUCGAAGCUGGCGGGCUGGAACUGGUUCUCGACAAACUUGCGGCCUGCCACCAGGCGGGUCCAAGUAGCAACCAAGGAUUAGUAUCAUCUCUAAUGAAUCACCUAAAGUUGCCGCCACAGCUCGUCAACUUGUCCACGCCUGCCUCCGGUAGCAAAAAAAGCCAACCACCAGUCAUUGAAGCUGCGAAUGGCCUCAUUAAUAUUGCGCCACUAUGUACGGUGUCGUGCGGCAACCCUACCGCGCAAGCUGCGGACGUGUUACUAGGCGGCAGCGGCGCUAGUGGCGCAUGCGCAGCACGGCGCGUGCGCGCCGCCGCCUGGUCCUACCACUUCUUCAGCGCCGACGACUCAUCGCUAGCACUCACCAUCACACUGCCGUACGCCGCUGCGCUACAUGAAGUUCAUUUACAUCCGCACCUCACCAGCCUUGCGACGUGUCCAGGUGCGGUUGGAAUAGAAGCCGGCUGCGGAGGCACGGUGGCGCCGCUCGGAGCGCCGCAGAACACGGCUGGCAUGACCUUGAUCCGGCUGGCGCUAGCUCGGCCCAUCGUCGUCACGACCGUCACGUUACGCCUAUACAAGCCUCGCGACAGCUCCAACAUGGGCCUUCUGCAGUUGCGCCUUCUGGCCGGGCCUGCCUUCGCUGCUUCUCCGGAUCAGCAAGAGAAACACGAAAACCGAUGGGCGCGUAUAGUAUGGGAGUGCACGCGCACACGAUUGGAGACCAACCGAUGGGUAGCGCUGGGCAGCGCAGGUGCGGUCAGUGCGCUGUGUGCGUGCGUGGUGGCGGGUGGCAGUGCGGCACAGUACGCACACCGCGCCUUGCUAGCCGCCGCGCGCGCCUCGCCCGCUCUGCGCGACCCGCUCGUCACUGCGCUGCUGAGCAUGGAUGCGCACGCUCAUGCACACGCAUUCCAGCCGUCGGGCGCGGGUGGCGGCGCGGGCGGGCGCUGGGCGGGCAGCAUGGGCGGCGUGUGCGCGCUGGCGGCCGCGCUGUGCCGCUGGUGCCCCGCGGGCAGCGUGCACGCCUACGUGCGCUGGCUGGCCGCCGCUGCCGAGCGCGCGCUGCGCGACCGCGCGCCGCCCUCCGCAGCCCUCGUGCACACGCUCGCUGCGGUAUUAUGGACACUCAAAGAAGAACGACUUUUGGACCAUUUAGAGGAAAUGAUAACGGAUGGCUUGUUCGAAUUAGUUUACGCUUGGGUAGAAGAUGUGCCCGAAAAGAAUCUACUGAAGAAAGCUUUAGAUGCAGUAUUAUGUUCAAUGUGCUAUAUAAGGCCGGAGUUGUUCAGGCUUCUAUUGGAACAGAUGGAAAUCCCCAUGGAUACAGAUGAGAGCAUGGAGGGUCUAACAGAUGACACUAAGGUGCGUCGUCCGAUGCAAGCGUCCACAUCGCGAGAGAGUAUGGGCGCGUGGAUAGACUGCGGUGUCGUGAAGCGGUUGCGCGGCGGACAACUGCGCACCAUAGCGGCGGCUGCCAUGUCGCCCGCGGCCACCCUGACGCUGCUGCAUUCCCCCUUACCUGCUGCUCUUGUACGCGCCGUGGCAGAUUUCGCAGAGGCAAAACUGGAAUCGAUAAUGGGUCAAACAGGAUCACAAGAGGAUGUCCACAUGGCUGACUCCGAUAGCAAAGAAUAUAAGCGAUUAAAAGAUAUGCCUUCAAUGAAGCGUAUAUGCGACGUGGUGGAGUGGGCGCGGCUCGUGUGCGCGGAGCGGCGCGUCAAGGAGUGGCUGGGCGGCGCGGGCGCGGUGUUCUGGCGCCCGCUGCUCCGGCUGCUGUGCCAUCCGCGGCCUCAGCACAGUACAUGGCAAGAGAGCGCCCAGUACGCCCAGCUAGAAGAGAACACGAUACAGUUGUUUGCUGAACUGACGGUGUGCCAUACUGCCAACCAGAAGCUCUUCGCUUCUACACUACACAGUAUUCUGGAGUCCAUGCAAUAUACCGGUCCAGAAGGUCUGUCUGGCUUCACACGGGCCCUCAUCCUGCGACUGGUGUUGUCGGGCGAGCGCGCUACAGUUGCGCUGCGCUGGGCCGGCGGUGUGGGCGCGGCAGGAGGAACGGGCAGCCCCGCCCUCCCCCCGCACGCCGCGCCGCCCCACCCCGCCUCUGCCCACCACACCUUGCAUCUGCCCCUGCACACCACUGUGCGAGUGCUGCUGCAGGAACAUAGACCGCAAGUGCCAUUGUUCGAAGAAGCGUCACGGUUAUGCGCCGGCAGCAGUUCAGGUUUCAACGGCGCGGGCAGUUCUGGCACUAUGCUCCGCAGCGCGUCAGACCCCGCCAUCCUCACGGUGGCAGAAGCGUGGGAGCUUUCCCUCGCUGCCGCCAGCGCCUCCAAGGACAAACGCGUCAAAGAUGUAAAGAACAGCUCACUCAAACAGCAGGGCAACAAGAAGAGGCAGACCAAAACUAGCAACGACACCAAUACGCUAUCCGUUAGUGAUGACAUCAUCGAGUCAACAAUAAGAGUGCAAGUAGACGGGUUGGAGGGCUUCAUACCGCCCAGCACGACACUCGCACAACUCACCGCCGCCGUGCCUCACGUGUUUGGGCCACAUCUAACGCUCAAUUUGCAUCUAAAUACCAGUGGGGACACAUGGACGGGUCCGAUGUGGGAGGGCGGCAGUGAAGCGGGCACGUCGAGCGGCACGUGCGCGGGCGGCACGGUGUUGCGCGAGUUCGGUGCGUGCGGUGGCCUGGCGCUGGUGGCCGCGCGGCUGCCGCGACCGCACGCCGCGCCCGCGCCUCCCCCUGCACCCGCGCAGCAUCACGACCUCGACUGGGUCAAGCUGGAUGACGCUUAUGAGGAGGUGGUAGAGAUGGGUGUGACUUCAGCCGGCACGGUCGGCGGCAGCAGCAGCGCGGCGGGCGAGGAAGCCAGCGGCUGCGCGGGCGUGCCGGCGCACGCUCUGCUGGCGCUGGCGCUGCUGCUGAAGCUGCCGGGCUACGCGGCCGCGCUGCUGGACGAAGGAGCACGCGCUGUGCAUCUGCUACGUCUUUUGCUCGGCGUGGCGCACGAUGAGGACGGACGCAACAUAGUGGUGGGCGGUGGUGCCGGCGGCAGCAACACCGCAUCGCUGGGCACGCUCCCAUUCCGCGUGGUAGCGCAACUGCUGGAGGCUGCGCCUCGCGCCUCGCCCGCGGGCCGCUCGCUGCGCUUGGCACUUCUACAGCUGGGUGCUGUGCGGCUCGUGCUCGCCUGCCUCGCGGUGUUCACGCAUCAUCGACCCACUGCACAGAACAGCCAGAAUUCAAACGGUUCAAGCAAGGAGGGGAAAGAGGCGCGCGAGGAAAAGGCACAGUUGUAUUGGGCCAAGGGCACAGGGUUCGGCACCGGCUCCACGCAACAGAGCUGGAACGUCGAACAGGCGCUGGUCAGGCAACGCAUUGAGGAAGAACACGUCACAGUAUUGCUCCAGGUAUUAGUAUCGUAUAUGAACCCCGGUGAGAAAUGGCCGCCGGAGGAGGGCUCGCAGGAAGAGGGGGAGGAAGGUGAAGAAAGCGAAGAGGGCGACGCUCACGAACUGCCUUCGGAAUUCAUCGACCUGGUGGCCGCUAGCUCCCUCGUGCCCGCCAUCUGCUCAUACCUGAGGAACGACUCAGUGCUGGACAUGUCGAGGCACAUCCCUCUGUAUGUGUGCGUGCUGCGCGCGGUGCGAGCGUUGCGCGCGCUGCGGUGCCGCCGCCUCGCGCCCUCGCUGCGCGCUUUGCCGCGCCUGCUGGCCAGCAUGAGUCGCACCACCAACUCUUACGCCACCAAGCUCAGGAUGAGUAAAAAGAACAUAUUCGGAAAGAUGACCUAUAGCCAAAGAUUUAGUACUUCAAGUACGUCGGAACUGUCUGAAGAGGACGAGGGACUCGCAUUGCUUAUUGCCGAUAUACAGGCAACAUCUGCGCUGAUGUGCCGCGCGGAGGGCGAGGCGGAGGGCGGCGGCGUGGCGCGGCCGCUGCACGGCGCCACGCGCGAGGCGCGCUACAUCGAUCUCAUGCGCACCAUGCAGUUUGAAACAUUCGAGAUGAUGGCGGAGAGCGCGGACGGCGGGUUCCGGUUCACGGUGCCCUACCACUUCGAGGGCACGGUGCGCGCGGCCGGCGAGCGCGCCCACCCCGCGCGCAUGAAGCGCCUCGCGCAGGAGGCCGCCACGCUGGCCACCAGCCUGCCGCUCUCCUACUCCUCCUCCGUGUUCGUGCGCACCGACACCGACCGCCUCGACGUCAUGAAGGUGCUGAUCACGGGCCCGUCGGACACGCCGUACGCGAACGGUUGCUUCAUCCUGGACGUGUACUUCCCGGCAGAGUACCCCGCCGUGCCCAUGCUCAUCAACUUGGAGACAACGGGCCGCCACUCCGUGCGCUUCAACCCCAACCUGUACAACGACGGCAAGGUGUGCCUGUCCGUGCUCAACACGUGGCACGGCCGCCCGGAGGAGAAGUGGAACGCGCACACUUCCAGCUUCCUGCAGGUGCUAGUGUCGAUCCAGUCGCUGAUCCUCGUGCCGGAGCCGUACUUCAACGAGCCGGGCUACGAGCGCAGCCGCGGCACGCGCGUGGGCAACAGCGCCAGCCUGGAGUACAACUCCAACAUCUACCAGGCGUGCGUGCGCUGGGCCAUGCUCGACCACCUGCGCUCGCCCGAGUCCUGCUUCAAGGAGGUGAUCCAAACACACUUUUGGAUGAAGCGCAACGAAAUAAUGCAGACUGUGGCGAACUGGAUCACGGAGCUGGAGGGGCAGACGGGCGACGAGCGCACGCAGCGCAGCAUACAGCUCAACCUCAUGGCCCUCAAGCGACAUUACGUGAAACUGCAAGAAGAGUUGGCCAAGCUGCCCGUGCCGCCCGGCCUCGAGGACCUGGACGAGCCCUUCCAGCUGCCCGCCGUGCCCGAGCCGCAGCCCGUGCCUGCGCCUGCGCCCUUCGUCGCACCCCUUUCACCCCCUACCUACAUGCCCGCGCCGCCGCCGCUGCCUUCAAUCGACCUCGACCACGACAUGGAGAAGAUCGUCGCGCAGGUGCUCGACUGAGCCGCGCCCGCAUCCGUAGAGCACACGAUACCUCCCGCGCACGCGUACUCUCGACCCGUUGCUGCGCGGGGCUCGGCCGACGUGAGACAAGCUUUCCGUGCCGUUGCGUAGUUUUGUACAGUUAUCGUCAACCGAUAGACGUCCACUGACAUGACAGGUCUCUUGAUGCCUUUGACACCUGUAUCUACCGGCCGCUUGAGACUCGUUUGACGUCUGUUUAUAAGUAUGGGCGAAGCUUUCCAGCACAUUGUAACCUAAUGUUUAUCGGUUACUCGAACCCAUCAGAUAUUACAGUUGGUGUCACGAAAAAAAGUCUGGCCUUGAAUCUGCGCAGUGGGUGAUUUAUGGUCAAACUUUCCGUUUCCUGUGUAGUACGAGUAGCUAUGCGCAGACAUCCCUUCCACUAACGUUCAGAAAUCUUUUUACCUGUAACCAACUGUAUGUGUAACUGUUGUACGAAUCGUUCGAAUCGAUGAUCCAGACGUGUGUACCGCGCGUUGGGUGAUAUCAGACCGUUCAUUCGAGUACAUGUUCACUCGAGUGAUUGUUUCAUUUUGUUAUCAUUCCGCGUUCACACGACACGGACUUACAUAGAAAUGGUCUGUCAUCCGCUCGUUUGCUUGAAUAUGUUGUAAAAUGGAAUUUGUUUGAUUUGAUCUAAGACUUGACAUACAAGGAGCAAAGGAAUCCCAAAAACAGAAUCGUGUUUUGUUCGUUCCAGUUGGAUACUAUUUUAGCGCAUACGUAGACAAUAUAUUUUAUUACGCGGUGUCUUCCUUCCGCAAGUUAAAAUGGCCGACCUCUCUGUGUUCAGAUGUUUCAUUUUUCGUUCAUUCAAGACGUGAAUGCCGAAAUCUACCACGGAUCGGUACAUCAAUCGGUCACUUUUGAUUCAUUAUGUGUUCAGAUGUUUCAUUUUUCGUUCAUUCAAAAUGUGCUGAAAUCCAUUAUGUUGGGUCAGUACAUCAAUCAGUCACUUUUAAUUUAUUUUGUGUCCAGAUGUUAAAGGAUGUCAAAUAAAACUAACUUAAAUUAAGACAAAAUGAACCGUUUGAUAUCACCUUUACACCGCGUUGGAUGGACGCGUUGCGUGCGGGUGACGACGCAUUUAUCCCUUCGUAAACUUAGACUCGAGACGCGCUUGCGUAUUUCGUGUUGUAUUACCCGCGCGCGCCCCGUGCGCCUUUAUUGUUCGCGUGUUAAAUGGUUUAUUUGGAAUUUCUUUUUUUUAUUAUAAAUAUUUUUAUUAGAUAUAUACAUAGCUUAGUGGACCUUGUUUAGUUUAACGUAUUGUGAUACUAUAAGGGGCUCGCGACCCAGUAAGGUAGAUAAGACGUAAUAUCUGCGGGACGUUAUACAGUAUAGUGCCCGGCAAACAACUUGAGCAUUGACGCGAAUGGCGGAUGUACGCGAUUGGUUGAUCAGUCGGCGCGAAUGCACGAUAUUGCUUGAUACGUCGACUUUGUCUUCUCAGAUUCGCCAACUUUCUCCCACUACGAUGCUUCAGGUCCAAGUUGUUUGCCGGGCACUUUAGCUCCGGUAGUCUCCGGCACGCAGCGUCGAGGGAAGUUCGGUGGGCAGUGUUUCCCGCGGUCUCCGAGCGAGCUAUAUCGCGUGCCCGAACGCCGCCGUCGGACGUCGCCGUGCGCCCUUCGCGCGGUUUCGCCCCAACGGCGCUUUUUUUUUUUACUGUAUCUAUAUUAAAUUAUAAUUUGAUGUAUAUAAACUUUUAUUGCCUUUUAGUUUUUGUAUUUAAGAAUAUUUUACUAUACAUACGUAUCGCGAUAUACUCUUUUUAGGGCACUCCCGCAUCGCGCGAUGGAGUUAAGAAAAUAUAUAAAUUAGUACAGUAGUAAAUUAUGUACAGGCCUAGCCGAAACAGUAAAUUUUAUAAAGCCGACCAUAUAAACCGGUUUCGUUUUUAACCGACGACGCGGUGCACUCGCACAUCCUGAUAUCGACGGACGAAAUCACAAAAUGUACAUAAAUAUAUAAAGUCAACAUUAGCUCACCCACUGUCUCACUGUACUUUAAUUAAUGUCGGGUAAGUAGGACGUUUACUUUGUUAUAUACAUGACUGUGAAUUUCGGGAUGUAAAUAAAAAUUUAUGUUAUUGCA
Messenger RNA from Maniola jurtina (meadow brown), 15739 nucleotides. It is a transcript of the gene Bruce, whose product is annotated as baculoviral IAP repeat-containing protein 6. Bases 38 to 13621 code for a protein of 4527 amino acids. Lineage: Eukaryota; Metazoa; Arthropoda; Insecta; Lepidoptera; Nymphalidae. Gene Ontology annotation, molecular function: cysteine-type endopeptidase inhibitor activity; ubiquitin conjugating enzyme activity; protein binding. Gene Ontology annotation, biological process: regulation of cytokinesis; apoptotic process; negative regulation of apoptotic process. The record is from RefSeq and is a predicted model, not a curated record. Gene Ontology annotation, cellular component: nucleus. The transcript is spliced from 61 exons.